GUUGCUGGGGGCUGAGAAGACUCACAGUACACUUUGAUUGUUUCUUCCUGUUGCAUUUAUGCUGUGGUGUGUUGGCUCACGGCAUCAGGCAGCCAGGCUUUGCGGGCUGGAGGAUGGAGCCAGUGUGAGUAUUCAUAGGAACGUGUCCCCUGAAGAGGAUGCCCCUCCUUCUCCUAGCUACAGACCUGAGAUACUUCAUUACAGAUGACAGAGUUUCCACUGGCAAGGAAAAUCAGGUGCUGCAGGAGGCUUCUCACAUGCUUUGGAAUAUCUUCAGGGAAAUCCGCUCUUAAUAGAAACUGAGAAUUUAAGAAAGUCUGCCUGGCGGAGGACACCCGCACUUGUUACCCUGAGUUGAUUCCUGAAACUUCGGACCCCUGGGUAUUAACAGAGGACUCAGUGGGAGCUCCUGGUCAGAGGACUUGGAUGUUGUCAUUACAUUCUAAGUGAGACUGUCCACAUCAUCUAGGAAAAUGGUGGCCCUGUCCUUAAAGAUUUGUGUGCGCCACUGCAACGUGGUGAAGACCAUGCAGUUUGAACCAUCUACAGCUGUGUACGAUGCGUGUCGAGUCAUUCGGGAACGGGUGCCUGAGGCACAAACUGGGCAAGCUUCUGACUAUGGACUGUUUCUUUCGGAUGAAGACCCGAGGAAAGGGAUUUGGCUGGAAGCGGGCAGAACACUGGAUUACUACAUGUUGCGGAAUGGGGAUAUUUUGGAAUAUAAAAAGAAACAGAGACCUCAGAAAAUCCGGAUGCUGGAUGGAUCUGUGAAGACAGUGAUGGUGGAUGAUUCCAAGACUGUCGGGGAGCUCCUGGUCACUAUUUGUAGCAGAAUAGGAAUAACAAAUUAUGAAGAAUACUCCUUAAUCCAAGAAACUAUUGAAGAAAAGAAAGAGGAAGGAACGGGCACACUCAAAAAAGACAGGACACUGUUACGAGAUGAGAGGAAAAUGGAGAAGUUGAAGGCCAAGCUGCACACAGAUGAUGACCUAAAUUGGCUGGAUCACAGCCGAACAUUCAGAGAACAAGGAGUAGAUGAAAACGAAACGUUGCUGCUUAGACGGAAGUUCUUUUACUCUGAUCAGAAUGUAGACUCGAGAGACCCCGUGCAGCUGAACUUGCUUUAUGUUCAGGCGCGGGAUGACAUCCUGAAUGGCUCUCACCCUGUCUCCUUCGAGAAAGCUUGUGAGUUUGGUGGAUUUCAAGCCCAGAUACAAUUUGGACCUCAUGUGGAACAUAAACACAAACCUGGAUUUUUAGAUCUGAAGGAAUUCCUGCCCAAAGAAUAUAUCAAGCAGAGAGGAGCUGAAAAGAGGAUCUUUCAGGAGCAUAAGAACUGCGGAGAGAUGAGUGAGAUAGAAGCCAAGGUCAAUUACGUCAAACUUGCACGGUCCCUCCGCACAUAUGGCGUGUCCUUCUUCCUGGUGAAGGAGAAGAUGAAAGGCAAGAACAAGCUGGUGCCUCGCCUGCUGGGGAUCACCAAAGACUCGGUGAUGCGCGUGGAUGAGAAGACCAAGGAAGUGCUGCAGGAGUGGCCCCUCACCACCGUCAAGCGCUGGGCAGCCUCACCCAAGAGCUUCACACUGGAUUUUGGGGAGUAUCAGGAAAGCUACUAUUCAGUACAAACCACCGAGGGAGAGCAGAUAUCCCAGCUGAUUGCAGGCUACAUUGACAUCAUCCUGAAAAAGAAACAAAGUAAAGAUCGAUUUGGACUAGAAGGUGAUGAGGAGUCAACCAUGUUAGAAGAGUCCGUUUCCCCAAAAAAGUCCACCAUCUUGCAGCAGCAGUUCAACCGGACCGGGAAGGCAGAGCACGGCUCAGUGGCGCUGCCGGCCGUGAUGCGCUCGGGCUCCAGCGGGCCUGAGACCUUCAACAUUGGCAGCAUGCCCUCGCCACAGCAGCAGGUCAUGGUUGGGCAGAUGCACCGAGGCCACAUGCCGCCACUGACCUCAGCCCAGCAGGCCCUGAUGGGGACCAUCAACACAAGCAUGCACGCUGUCCAGCAGGCCCAGGAUGAUCUCAGUGAGCUCGACUCGCUGCCACCUCUCGGCCAGGAUAUGGCAUCUAGGGUAUGGGUUCAGAACAAAGUCGACGAAUCCAAACACGAAAUCCAUUCUCAAGUUGAUGCUAUCACGGCCGGAACGGCUUCAGUUGUUAACCUCACAGCUGGUGACCCUGCAGACACUGACUACACAGCUGUGGGAUGUGCGAUCACCACUAUUUCUUCCAACCUGACGGAGAUGUCCAAGGGUGUGAAGCUAUUGGCCGCCCUCAUGGAUGAUGAGGUGGGCAGCGGGGAGGACUUGCUCAGAGCUGCCAGGACCCUCGCUGGGGCGGUGUCAGACUUGCUGAAAGCUGUGCAGCCUACUUCUGGAGAGCCUCGACAGACAGUUUUGACUGCUGCUGGCAGCAUCGGACAAGCCAGUGGGGAUCUUCUGAGACAGAUUGGAGAGAAUGAGACCGAUGAGCGAUUCCAGGAUGUUUUAAUGAGUUUGGCCAAAGCUGUUGCCAAUGCAGCUGCCAUGUUGGUACUAAAGGCAAAGAAUGUUGCCCAAGUGGCCGAAGACACUGUCCUACAGAACAGGGUAAUUGCUGCUGCCACCCAGUGUGCCCUCUCCACCUCCCAGCUUGUGGCAUGUGCCAAGGUUGUGAGCCCCACUAUUAGCUCCCCUGUGUGCCAGGAGCAGCUGAUUGAAGCAGGGAAGCUGGUGGACCGCUCGGUGGAGAACUGUGUCCGUGCCUGCCAGGCGGCCACUACCGAUAGUGAGCUCCUGAAGCAGGUCAGCGCAGCGGCCAGCGUGGUCAGCCAGGCCCUCCAUGAUCUCCUGCAGCAUGUGCGGCAGUUUGCCAGCCGAGGCGAGCCCAUCGGCCGCUACGACCAGGCUACUGACACCAUCAUGUGUGUCACCGAGAGCAUCUUCAGCUCCAUGGGUGACGCUGGUGAAAUGGUGCGCCAGGCGCGGGUUCUGGCCCAAGCCACAUCAGACCUCGUCAAUGCCAUGAGGUCAGAUGCAGAAGCCGAAAUCGACAUGGAGAAUUCGAAGAAGCUCCUGGCAGCAGCAAAACUCUUAGCUGACUCCACUGCUCGCAUGGUGGAAGCUGCAAAGGGGGCUGCAGCCAACCCAGAGAAUGAGGACCAGCAGCAAAGGCUGAGAGAAGCUGCAGAAGGCCUCCGGGUGGCAACCAACGCAGCUGCCCAGAAUGCUAUUAAGAAAAAAAUUGUCAACCGACUGGAGGUUGCAGCCAAGCAGGCCGCAGCGGCAGCCACACAGACCAUCGCCGCCUCCCAGAAUGCAGCUGUUUCCAACAAGAACCCUGCGGCCCAGCAGCAGCUGGUCCAGAGUUGCAAGGCAGUGGCUGAUCACAUCCCUCAGCUGGUCCAGGGAGUGAGGGGGAGCCAAGCUCAAGCUGAAGACCUGAGUGCCCAGCUGGCUCUCAUCAUCUCCAGCCAGAACUUCCUCCAGCCUGGAAGCAAGAUGGUGUCCUCUGCCAAAGCCGCAGUGCCCACCGUGAGUGACCAGGCCGCAGCCAUGCAGCUGAGCCAGUGUGCCAAGAACCUGGCCACCAGCUUGGCGGAGCUGCGUACCGCCUCGCAGAAGGCCCAUGAAGCUUGUGGUCCGAUGGAAAUCGAUUCAGCUCUGAAUACGGUGCAGACGCUUAAGAAUGAACUGCAGGAUGCCAAGAUGGCAGCCGUGGAGAGCCAGCUGAAGCCACUUCCAGGGGAAACGCUGGAAAAAUGUGCUCAGGACCUGGGAAGCACAUCCAAGGCGGUGGGCUCCUCCAUGGCACAGCUGCUGACCUGUGCUGCUCAAGGCAACGAACACUACACAGGGGUGGCUGCUAGAGAGACGGCCCAAGCUCUGAAAACACUGGCCCAGGCCGCCCGUGGAGUGGCUGCAUCGACAACCGACCCCACGGCUGCCCAUGCCAUGUUAGAUUCUGCUCGAGACGUGAUGGAGGGCUCCGCCAUGCUCAUUCAAGAGGCCAAGCAGGCCCUGAUUGCACCUGGAGAUGCAGAGCGUCAACAAAGACUGGCUCAGGUGGCUAAAGCCGUCUCACACUCCUUGAAUAACUGCGUAAAUUGCCUCCCUGGGCAGAAGGAUGUGGACGUGGCCUUGAAGAGCAUUGGGGAGUCCAGCAAGAAGCUGCUUGUGGAUUCGCUACCUCCAAGCACGAAGCCUUUCCAGGAAGCCCAGAGUGAACUGAACCAGGCAGCAGCUGAUCUGAACCAGUCUGCUGGGGAAGUGGUCCAUGCCACCCGGGGCCAGAGUGGAGAGUUGGCUGCAGCCUCUGGAAAGUUCAGUGAUGAUUUUGAUGAAUUCCUCGAUGCUGGCAUUGAGAUGGCUGGCCAAGCUCAGACAAAAGAAGACCAGAUCCAAGUGAUAGGGAACCUCAAGAAUAUCUCGAUGGCAUCCAGCAAGCUGCUGUUAGCUGCCAAGUCUCUCUCUGUAGAUCCAGGAGCUCCCAAUGCGAAAAAUCUCCUGGCUGCAGCUGCAAGAGCUGUGACAGAGAGCAUCAAUCAACUCAUCACUCUGUGUACCCAACAAGCUCCGGGCCAGAAAGAGUGCGAUAAUGCCCUGCGGGAGCUCGAGACUGUGAAGGGGAUGUUGGACAAUCCUAAUGAACCUGUUAGUGACCUCUCUUACUUUGACUGCAUUGAGAGUGUGAUGGAAAACUCCAAGGUUCUGGGUGAAUCGAUGGCGGGGAUUUCACAGAAUGCCAAGACCGGAGACCUCCCUGCUUUUGGGGAAUGUGUGGGGAUUGCAUCCAAGGCUCUCUGUGGGCUGACAGAGGCCGCAGCCCAGGCUGCAUACUUGGUUGGCAUCUCUGAUCCAAACAGCCAGGCAGGCCACCAGGGCCUAGUGGACCCCAUCCAGUUUGCCAGGGCUAACCAGGCCAUCCAGAUGGCAUGCCAGAACUUGGUGGACCCUGGCAGCAGCCCAUCACAGGUCCUGUCAGCCGCCACAAUUGUUGCCAAGCACACGUCAGCCUUGUGCAAUGCCUGCCGCAUCGCCUCAUCCAAGACGGCCAACCCAGUAGCCAAGAGGCACUUCGUCCAGUCAGCCAAGGAAGUCGCCAACAGCACUGCCAACCUGGUGAAGACCAUCAAGGCCCUGGAUGGGGAUUUCUCUGAAGACAACCGCAGUAAGUGUCGCAUCGCCACCGCACCCUUGAUUGAAGCUGUGGAGAACCUGACAGCGUUCGCCUCAAACCCUGAGUUUGUCAGCAUUCCUGCCCAGAUCAGCUCCGAGGGUUCCCAGGCACAGGAACCAAUCCUGGUCUCAGCCAAGACCAUGCUGGAGAGUUCAUCGUACCUCAUUCGCACUGCACGCUCUCUGGCCAUCAACCCCAAAGACCCACCCACCUGGUCUGUACUGGCUGGACAUUCCCAUACAGUGUCCGACUCCAUCAAGAGUCUCAUCACUUCUAUCAGGGACAAGGCCCCUGGACAGAGGGAGUGUGAUUACUCCAUCGAUGGCAUCAACCGGUGCAUCCGGGACAUCGAGCAGGCCUCGCUGGCCGCCGUCAGCCAGAGCCUGGCCACGAGGGACGACAUCUCUGUGGAGGCCCUGCAGGAGCAGCUGACUUCGGUGGUCCAGGAAAUCGGACACCUUAUCGAUCCCAUCGCCACAGCGGCUCGGGGAGAAGCAGCUCAGCUGGGACAUAAGGUGACACAACUGGCAAGCUAUUUUGAGCCCUUGAUCUUAGCCGCAGUUGGUGUGGCCUCCAAGAUUCUUGAUCAUCAGCAGCAGAUGACGGUGCUGGACCAGACCAAGACUCUCGCAGAGUCUGCCUUGCAGAUGUUGUAUGCAGCCAAAGAAGGUGGCGGAAACCCCAAGGCACAACACACCCAUGACGCCAUCACAGAGGCCGCCCAGUUGAUGAAGGAAGCCGUGGACGACAUCAUGGUGACGCUGAACGAAGCUGCCAGUGAAGUGGGGCUGGUUGGGGGCAUGGUGGACGCCAUUGCAGAAGCCAUGAGCAAGCUGGAUGAAGGCACUCCUCCAGAACCAAAGGGAACAUUUGUCGACUAUCAGACGACUGUGGUUAAAUACUCCAAAGCCAUUGCGGUGACAGCUCAGGAAAUGAUGACUAAGUCGGUUACUAACCCGGAGGAGUUGGGAGGACUGGCUUCACAAAUGACCAGUGACUAUGGGCACCUGGCUUUCCAGGGCCAGAUGGCAGCAGCCACGGCGGAACCAGAGGAGAUCGGAUUCCAGAUUCGCACUCGUGUGCAGGACCUGGGCCACGGCUGUAUCUUCCUGGUGCAGAAGGCAGGGGCCCUCCAGGUCUGCCCCACAGACAGCUACACCAAGAGGGAGCUGAUUGAAUGCGCCCGUGCCGUCACGGAAAAGGUCUCCUUGGUGCUCUCGGCUCUCCAGGCCGGGAACAAAGGAACCCAGGCAUGCAUUACAGCCGCCACCGCUGUGUCUGGGAUCAUUGCCGACCUGGACACCACCAUUAUGUUUGCAACAGCAGGGACGCUGAAUGCAGAGAACAGUGAGACCUUCGCAGACCACAGGGAGAACAUUCUCAAGACGGCCAAGGCCUUGGUAGAAGACACGAAACUACUUGUGUCAGGAGCUGCGUCCACUCCUGACAAGCUGGCCCAGGCGGCCCAGUCCUCAGCAGCCACCAUCACCCAGCUCGCAGAGGUGGUCAAGCUGGGGGCAGCCAGCCUGGGCUCCGACGACCCCGAGACCCAGGUGGUUUUGAUCAACGCCAUCAAAGAUGUGGCCAAGGCCCUUUCCGAUCUCAUCAGUGCUACCAAGGGAGCUGCCAGCAAGCCAGCGGACGACCCUUCCAUGUACCAGCUCAAGGGGGCCGCCAAGGUGAUGGUGACCAAUGUCACCUCGCUCCUCAAGACUGUAAAGGCAGUGGAGGAUGAGGCCACCCGGGGCACCAGGGCGCUUGAGGCCACAAUUGAAUGCAUAAAGCAGGAGCUUACGGUGUUCCAGUCAAAAGACGUACCUGAAAAGACAUCAUCACCUGAAGAAUCCAUAAGGAUGACGAAAGGCAUCACCAUGGCAACAGCCAAAGCCGUGGCAGCUGGGAACUCAUGUAGACAGGAGGACGUGAUUGCUACUGCCAACCUGAGCCGGAAGGCCGUGUCAGAUAUGUUGACGGCUUGCAAGCAAGCAUCCUUCCACCCCGAUGUCAGUGACGAGGUGAGAACCAGAGCCUUGCGUUUCGGGACAGAGUGCACCCUCGGCUACUUGGACCUCCUGGAGCACGUCUUGGUGAUUCUUCAGAAACCAACCCCAGAACUCAAGCAGCAGCUGGCCGCUUUCUCCAAGCGAGUCGCCGGCGCUGUGACAGAGCUCAUCCAGGCGGCGGAAGCCAUGAAAGGAACAGAGUGGGUGGAUCCAGAAGACCCAACUGUCGUUGCAGAAACAGAGUUACUGGGGGCUGCAGCAUCCAUCGAAGCUGCUGCUAAGAAGUUAGAGCAACUGAAGCCAAGAGCAAAACCAAAACAAGCGGAUGAGACCCUGGACUUUGAGGAACAGAUCUUGGAAGCUGCUAAAUCCAUUGCUGCUGCCACAAGCGCCCUGGUCAAAUCGGCCUCAGCAGCCCAGAGGGAGCUGGUGGCCCAAGGAAAGGUGGGCUCCAUCCCUGCCAAUGCUGCAGACGACGGACAGUGGUCACAGGGGCUGAUUUCUGCUGCCCGGAUGGUGGCGGCUGCGACCAGCAGUCUCUGUGAGGCGGCCAAUGCCUCCGUUCAGGGACACGCCAGCGAGGAGAAGCUCAUCUCAUCUGCCAAGCAGGUCGCCGCUUCCACGGCUCAGCUGCUGGUGGCCUGCAAGGUGAAGGCCGACCAGGAUUCAGAGGCCAUGAGGCGGCUACAGGUAAUGGUCACUGAUGCUGGUGGGAAAAUACUCCUGUUGGAGCGGGCGGCAGGAAAUGCUGUGAAAAGAGCCUCAGACAAUCUUGUCCGUGCAGCCCAGAAGGCAGCAUUUGGCAAAGCUGAUGACGACGAUGUUGUAGUGAAAACCAAGUUUGUGGGGGGCAUUGCUCAGAUCAUCGCCGCCCAGGAAGAAAUGCUAAAGAAAGAGCGAGAACUGGAAGAAGCAAGGAAAAAACUGGCCCAAAUCCGCCAGCAGCAGUAUAAGUUUUUACCCACCGAGCUGAGGGAAGAUGAGGGCUAAAGGUGCGAGCCCAGAUGGCGAGCCCCAGGGGAUGGCCCUGGCUGAACUGGACAGACAGUGUUCCUGAGAGGCUGGGCACUUAGCUGGAAACCGCCCACCUCCCCCCCGGGUGAGCCUGGAGCCCUGCGUGCUUGUUCUCACAUCUCUGUCCCAUCGGCACUGGCUGCAUGAUCGUGAUGUCACACGGUACAAUGUCCUACCCACAACUCCUCUGCCGCCUCCCCUCAUGCCUCACCGUGUCUCAGGAGAGAGGGGUGCACGUUUCAUGGACUGUUACCAACAAAGAAAAGUCAGUAUUAUGUUGUUCUCAGACACUUUGGCUUUUGUUGGUCCUUCUCUUAGGCCUGCUCCUGGACCUCUUUAUGAUAUUGUAAUAGGGAAAAAAAUCAUUGACGUCAUAGAAUAUUCUUCUUCCUCUCAGGAGAAGACGGAAGCUGGAGUUGGACAUGGUUCAUAAAAGCCAGAAACACAAACUCGUGUGGACUCCGGGAGGGUGACUCAGGUCCUCCUUCCAUGUCUUGAGCACUGGCUCACCCAGGGGGUGAAAAAUUCCCGCCCCUGUUUGCACGCUUUCUUGUCUCCGUGUGUAAGCUCCUUGUACAACCCAGACCCAUCUUGUAUUUUGUGGCCCAGAAAACUGAACAAUGAUUUUUUUCCUCCAUAGUCCAAAGGGCAGAGUUGCGGAAGGCCGUCAGGGCUUGGUGAGCAGGGGCUGUAAUAAAAUCUGUGGGCUCCUUA
Messenger RNA from Pan troglodytes (chimpanzee), 8885 nucleotides. It is a transcript of the gene TLN2, whose product is annotated as talin 2. The record is from RefSeq and is a predicted model, not a curated record. Gene Ontology annotation, biological process: actin cytoskeleton organization; cell-cell adhesion. NCBI's taxonomy places the organism in Eukaryota, Metazoa, Chordata, Mammalia, Primates, Hominidae. The transcript has 59 exons. Gene Ontology annotation, cellular component: ruffle; cytoplasm; plasma membrane. Gene Ontology annotation, molecular function: integrin binding; structural constituent of cytoskeleton; actin filament binding. The coding region runs from base 474 to 8147 and encodes 2557 amino acids.